Messenger RNA from Neurospora hispaniola, 3016 nucleotides. RefSeq lists its product as uncharacterized. Bases 1 to 2733 code for a protein of 910 amino acids. Lineage: Eukaryota; Fungi; Ascomycota; Sordariomycetes; Sordariales; Sordariaceae. The record is from RefSeq and is a predicted model, not a curated record. The transcript has a single exon.
AUGUCGCCCGUCAACAUGCAGGCUGUAGGACCAUUCGCCCCGAGUGUUCUUAAACCUCGAAACAACAUAAUCGACAAAGACGAGAUGCUGAACCGGGCCAUCUACAGGCUUGUGGAAGAAGACGAGCAAUUGCGUGAGAUGAUGGAACCAAUCAGGUUCAAAGUCAAAGAAGAGCAUCGCUGGCUGAAGUUAGGGAAUCGCCUCAAGGAGGUUGAGAAGGAGCUGAAGGAGCUGCGUGAUAUGGCUGCUGCCGAGGAGAAGAAGCGCCAGGCAGAAAAAGCUGCCUUUGAUAAGCAGCGUACUGUCGAGGCCGAGAAGAAGCGACAGGAAGAAAAGGCUGUCGCCGAAAUGAAGCGCGCUUCGGAGAAAGCGGCCGCCGAGCAAAGGCGCAAAGACGAACUCCUGAAGCGAAAAGAGGAGGAAAAAAAGGCUUUGCAGGCUCAGCUGGCUACGGAACAGAAGCGCAGGGCGGAGGCGGACGCAGCCAUUAAGAAAGUCAAAGAGGAGUGGGCAGCCUCUGAGGAGAAGAAACGGCAACAGCUCAUCAAGAAAGCCGAUGAGGAGAUCCAGUUGUUGAACGCUGAGCUUGCAGAGACGAAGAAGCAUGCGGACUUGUUUGCCAGCUACGAACGCGAAAGGGCCGUAGAGGAGGCUCGUAAGAAGCUGGAGGCUGCAAAGAGGCGUCUCAAGCUCGAAUAUGACGAAUGGCGCAGAAAGAGUUAUGAAGCUUGGAAAGUCCAGGAUCGCGAACGCCAAAAAGUCGAAGAGGAGAACCUGAGGCGCGAUGCUCGAAAGAAAAAGGAGGCUUCUGAUGCCAGAAAGAAGGCGGAACAACAGACCUCAUCGGCGCAGAGACCGAAGGAGGUGUCGUUUGAUAUCCCCCGCAACCAAACUUACGAUAACCGCUCUGCUCCAAAGACCUACCAGCGUCCUGAGCAGCACGAUGUCAGACAUGCCGAUAAGGGAACCCACCAGAGGGAUCACCAUGCUUCCCACAGUCACUUUCAUCCUCAGAAUGGACAACCCGAUUUUCAUCCUCGGGACGCUUCUCGGCCAAAGGAUUCAGUGCCGGAGCAACACCUCUCCUCUCCUCACUAUCCAAAGUAUCACCAUGAAGGUGUACAUCCUCCAACCUUUGGCGUUUCUCCACGCAAUCAGAAAGCUCCAGUAGGACUUUCCGGUAUGCCGGCUGGCUCCUCCACUGCCUCUCAAUUCCCAGCUGCCGCUCCAUGGGAAGAGAAGAAUUGGAGCAGUAACAACUACCCAGCUGCUGAUGGAGCAUGGGAGCACUCGCAUCGUAAUGUGCCGAGCCAGAACCCUUCGUCCACUGAAAGGAAAUGGUCCACACCAAAGGUUUCUACCUGGAAAGGGCCUGCUCAAGAAUCUAAGGCCAUGGACGAGAACCAUUUUAUCUCACCCGCUCAUGUUACCCGAUUGGAAUCGCCAAAGGAGAAAUGGCCAUUGCCGCCCUCCCCUCGCAUUUCGAAUGAGUCCAAAGGGUGGGACGUGCCUAGCGACCAGCUUCAGGAGACCGAGGAGAACAAGCUUCGCCGAGAGGUGGAAGAGUACAAGACAAAAUGCGCAAAGUUGGCCGCCGACUUAGAGAGAAAGCGACGAGUCACUGGCGCGGACAGUGUAGCGACCUGGCAGACAGGGACGAAGUCGAUUUGGGAAGAUCCAACCAAGCCCACAUCCCUGAGCAGCCCUAAGGACACUCCCAAGGACACCAACUAUGCUCCCCAAGGUCACCAGAGCGACGCCCCAUGGACACAGACUGCCAAAUCGUCCUCGAGCCGGCAUAAUGAGCGGAAUAGUCAGAGGGACAACAAGGGAAUAGGCUCCUUCAAAGAAUCCUCCAAGCCGACAUUCAAUGCUUCAAAUCCCCAUAGUCAGCAACCGAGUACCAGCAAGCAUUACUCAUCAAAGAGCAGACCAGAGCCUGUUGAUCGCAAAUCUGAGCGACCUGGAAGCAGGGCAAGCAUAGAAACCCGCUACUUCGAGGCCGAGGAGUAUAGAGACUCGGACAACGACACUCCCAAACCCAAAUUCUCCAACCGCGACACUCAAUUCAAAUGGCAGAAAGCCUCAGUGGAAUCCGCUCAACCAUACGUCCCCCCAACACCUCAUCGAUGCCCAUCCCCUCCUCCCAUACUUCCUCCGACACCUCCCCGAGGCUCAAGGAUUUCCACUCCAGCCACUCUCAAACUGGCUCCUAAAUCAAGGGCCGCCUUCAGGCAAGAAAUCCAGACCCCGAAGCUGACCGACAUCCCCGGCAGCUGGCGCGACGAUCUCCCUAACAAAAACUCCAACGAGAAUCGUUGGCCUGCCAACGUAUCGACGCCGAGUGUCAAAAACCUUCCCGUUGCCGUCAAACCGAAGGACAAAUUCAAGCCGGAGCGGUACAUCCCGCCCACCUAUGCGCCCAAAGAUGUACCUCCUCCCGGCUCUUACCUUUCGACGGACACUCGUUACCAGCAACCGGGCUACGGCCACCCGUUGACGCCCUACUACGGCAACCUAGCGGCCAUCCCACAGCCAGGCCCCGCGUACCCGAUCCACCAUCCCUUGUACGCCCCCAAUGUCCAGACCUUAACACACAGUAUGGAUGUGGAAGCUGGACCGUCAGGACAUGGUGGGCAAUUCGCAUCUUGGGCAGACCAGACGGCUGCUCAGAGUUUGGGAGUUAUCCAGGCGCCUCCAAGAAAGGAUAAGGGAAAGGGAAGAGCCCGUUAAUUGAUGGUGAUGAGUAGGAUCGGUUUGGGGAAUUUAGGUUACAGUGAACAUUCAGGAGUAUUGGUUCAAGAUGAUAUCCAGGGAGUUCGGCUGGUUGGUUGGUCGGUUCGAUAGGAACAGCGAUGAUAUCCGUGGAGGUCUGGAAUUGUUUUUAGCUUUCUGGUCCGGAGUUUCGAGGAUUGGAAUUAUGAUCGGUCAGUGGUUUUAAGAUCUGGAACGUAACGAAUGUUUCUCCGCUUAUGGUUUAGGAGUUUCGGUUUACAAAGAGGUUAUGGGAUAUAAC